Messenger RNA from Callorhinchus milii (elephant shark), 591 nucleotides. It is a transcript of the gene ppp5c, whose product is annotated as protein phosphatase 5, catalytic subunit. The record is from RefSeq and is a predicted model, not a curated record. NCBI's taxonomy places the organism in Eukaryota, Metazoa, Chordata, Chondrichthyes, Chimaeriformes, Callorhinchidae. Gene Ontology annotation, molecular function: protein binding.
AUGACGAUCAACAAGUCCAGGGUCAGACUUUUGAAAAUUUGGGUAUUUAUCUCAAUGAACCUGUAUUUUCCCAUGAACAGUUUGAAGGACUACGACAACGCCAUCAAGUAUUACUCGGACGCCAUCGAGCUGAGCGCCGGCAAUGCCAUCUACUACGGGAACCGCAGCCUGGCGUACCUGCGCACCGAGUGCUACGGCUAUGCGCUCGCGGAUGCGACGCGCGCUCUCGAGCUUGACAAGGCGUACAUCAAGGGCUACUACCGGCGUGCCACCGCCAAAAUGGCACUGGGCAAGUUCAAGGAGGCGCUCAAGGACUAUGAGACGGUGGUGAAAGUAAGACCCAACGACAAGGACGCCAAGCUCAAGUACCAGGAGUGCAGCAAGAUCGUGAAGCGCAAGGCGUUUGAGCGCGCCAUCGCGAGCGACGACAGCAAAAAGUCUGUGGCCGGCUUGGACCUGGAUAGCAUGGCCAUUGAGGAUGACUACACCGGACCGAAGGUGGAUAAUGGCCAAGUGACGGUCACGUUCAUGAAGGAGCUCAUUGAAUGGUUCAAGGAUCAGAAAAAACUGCACAGGAAAUAUGCCUAUCAG